GUCUCCAAGCAUACCUCGGAGAACAAAUCCGUCCCGUGGGUGUCUGUCUCCGCGUGGGUCUCCCCCAGGGAACGUGCGGUUUUGGACGUGGAUCCGGUGCAAAACGGUCAUGUCCGUGAACACCGCACACGGGCUUCCUCUCCUGCCCGGGAACGCGUUUCGGGACACGUCGAGGUCGGCCUUUCCCAGGCCUCAGACGCUGACCUACGGGAACGGCUACGCGCUACGCGGGCGGCCCGCGGUCGGCGGCGGACAGCGCGCGCCGAGCUACGGCGACACGGUGCAGCUCGCGGCCCAGGCCACCGACCACGUCGGCGCGCGCCGCUUCGUGCCGGCGCGCGCGGCUCAUGACAAGAAGGUGCUCCGUUUCUACGGCUACUUCCGGCAGGAAGUGCAUGACUCUCCAGACGAGCGCUGGCGCAUACGCCCCGUGGUCAUUUACUACUACCUGGAGGACGACAGCAUGUGCGUGAUGGAGCCGGAGGUGGAAAACUCUGGAAUGCCGCAGGGAAAACUGCUGAAGAGGCACAAGCUGCCCAAGAGCCAGCAGGGGGCGGUUUACCACUGGAAGGACCUCAACGUCGCCAUGGACCUGUGUGUGUAUGGCACCGUGUACAGACUCACACACUGCGACCCCUUCACUCAGGAGUUUAUGGAGAGCCAGGGCAUAGUUCUGAACGACCCUGAGCCAACAGCCAGUGACCCCUACACGAGCGGUAGAAGGAAGCCGCAACUUUACCACAUCACGCCAUCAAACUAUGACAACUUCAAGCAGUUCCUCACCAUGGACGGCAAAGUACUGCGAUUCUUUGCUCUGUGGGAUGACUCAGGCUCUCUGUACGGGGAGAAGCGUGCAGUGUUACUUCAUUUCUACCUGGUGGACGACACAGUGGAGAUCCGAGAGGUGCAGCAGCCCAACAGUGGCCGCGAGCCCGUCCCUCUACUGUUACACCGACAGAGAGUGUCCAAACGCGCCAGAGCAGCCUGCCAGCCCUUCCCUAGCUGUGUGCUGGAAGUGUCAAAACAGGAAGUUGAAGAGUAUUACUCUCCAAAGGAUUUCCGGGUCGGGGAGGAGCUGACACUUUUGGGAAAGCGUUUCCUGCUGUAUGACUGUGACGCGUUCACCCGGAAGUACUAUGAGCAGCAUCACCCUGAGAUCCUGCUUAAGCCCCUCCCCUUGGACAAGAAGCCCCAGGAAUACUGGAAGAGGGUGAUCCCACCAUACAACGGCUUUGGCUCUUUGGAGGACUCUGUCCAGAACUGUCUGUCUCUGGUUCCGGAGCCGCCCAAGAAAAACCUGAUAAAAGCGCUGGAGAAAGAUCACAAAGUACUGCGCUACGCUGCCAGACUGGACUCCCAGAAUCCUCAGGACAGGGGACGUCACUUCAUCAUCUCCUACUUCCUGGCCAACGACGCCAUCAGCAUCUACGAGACUCCCAAGCGCAACUCCGGAAUCAUUGCAGGCAAGUUCCUGGAGAAGACCCGGAUCCCCAAACCAGGGAGCACCGUCGACAACCCGGAAUACUACAGCCCAGCCGAUUUUGCCAUAGGAGCCACGGUGGAGGUGUUUAGGCACCGAUUCGUAUUGACAGAUGCUGACCAGUAUGUGCUCGACUACCUUGAGUCGGUCUCAGAACAGGAUCAGGUUCCCGAGCGGACGCUCUCCUCCCUCCGUCAGGCUCUCCGUCCCGGCGGGGCGCUAGGUCCGAUCCGCGCGCUCGAAGACCCGUCCGAGCCCACGGCAGGUGCGCCCAUCUCAGUAUGUUAAUUCAGCUAGUACUCUGCUAAUUCCAGAUGAAGGAAUUCCUGCCUCUUCCUAAAGCUUCCUUGCUGCUGGAGGAAUUCUCUUCGGUAUUCUCCAUAUCCUUAUAGCCACUGUUAAUGCACACUUAAAAAAAAAGGUUUUAUUAGCCUACUUUUCCCAGUGUUCCCUCUGGCAUAUUGACCUCAUGAAACUCCACCUUUCUGAGAGUAACGAUGAUGUAACGAUAAUGUACCCUGCACCAAUAAAAGCUCAUCCUCAGUGUGGCACUGAA
Electrophorus electricus (electric eel) is the source of this 2036-nucleotide messenger RNA. RefSeq names its product EF-hand domain (C-terminal) containing 1 (gene efhc1). Lineage: Eukaryota; Metazoa; Chordata; Actinopteri; Gymnotiformes; Gymnotidae. Gene Ontology annotation, biological process: cilium-dependent cell motility; mitotic spindle organization; mitotic cytokinesis. Gene Ontology annotation, molecular function: alpha-tubulin binding. Gene Ontology annotation, cellular component: axoneme; mitotic spindle. The record is from RefSeq and is a predicted model, not a curated record.